Messenger RNA from Cucurbita maxima (winter squash), 2069 nucleotides. Its product is annotated as carotenoid 9,10(9',10')-cleavage dioxygenase 1-like. Gene Ontology annotation, cellular component: chloroplast stroma. Gene Ontology annotation, molecular function: carotenoid dioxygenase activity. Lineage: Eukaryota; Viridiplantae; Streptophyta; Magnoliopsida; Cucurbitales; Cucurbitaceae. The record is from RefSeq and is a predicted model, not a curated record. The transcript has 13 exons. Bases 6 to 1832 code for a protein of 608 amino acids. Gene Ontology annotation, biological process: carotene catabolic process.
GCCACAUGGGACGUUCCGGCAUGAUGUGGAUGUUUCCUGGUUCUUCCAUCACUCGCAGCCCUUCCAUUUCCCUCGCUAUUCAUCCCUGCAAAUCCAAUCUCUCUUCGUCAAUGCCAUUGAUUCCGGGGAAGAAACUGAAACAGCAACAGCAACAUGUCCGGGUAGACAUUGUUAAGAAGCUAAAAAAUGGUUGCAUGAAAUUGGUGGAUGGGUUUGUUGAUUGGGUGUUUGAAUUUUCGGAUCAAACCCUUCACCCAAAUCAGACUAACCUUGCGCCGGUUGAAGAGAUCGGAGCGCCUGUUGCUGUCACCGAUAUCCAAGGCACACUCCCCCAACAAUUUCCCCAAGGAAUCUUCCUAAGAAAUGGACCGAAUCCAUUGUUUGGGGGACUAAAAUCGACCCGAUCGAUGUUCGGAAGGUCGAGUUUCAUAUGGGUGGAAGGGGAAGGAAUGCUUCACGCCAUGUACUUCAAGAAGAACAUGGAUGGCAAAUGGCAUCUGUCGUACAACAAUAGAUAUGUCCAAACCGAAUCAUUCCGGUUUGAAAAACAUGUAAAAAACAGGCCAUCGUUCCUUCCUGCAGUGGAAGGCGACGCUGUGGCCAUUGUGGCUGCCUUCCUUCUCAACUGGCUUAGGUUUGGUGAAGUGAACAAAGACAUGAGCAACACCAACGUGAUUGAGCACUCUGGCAAGUUUUACUCCGUUGCUGAAAACUCUAUGCCCCAACAGAUUGAUAUUAUGAGCUUGCAAAGCUUGGGAGUUUGGGAUGUUUGUCGUGCUUGGAAUCGACCCUUUACUAGUCACCCUAAGAAAGCUCCGGACACCGGCGAACUGGUCAUCAUGGGCAUCGCUCCAACCAAACCCUACAUGGAAAUUGGAAUUAUUUCCGAAGACGGCAAGCGAAUGGUUCAUAAAGUGGACGUCAAGCUGAGUAGAAGUAGCCUCACCCACGAGAUCGGCGUUACACGGAGGUUCAAUGUGAUAUUGGAUUACCCCGUUACCAUCGACUUGAACCGAUUAAUCAGAGGCGGAUCAUUGAUAAAAUUCGAGAAAGAAGGGUACGCCAAAAUCGGAGUGAUGCCUCGUUAUGGAGACGCCGAUUCGAUUCAAUGGUUUGAAGUGAAACCUAAUUGCACUAUGCAUCUAUUCAACUGCUUUGAACACCAAAAUGAGGUUGUGGUGUGGGGAUGUAGAGCUACUGAUUCAAUUAUACCUGGACCUGAAAAGGGGCUCAACAAAUUUGAGUGGUUCUCUCAAAGAUUCAAACCAGUUCAUGUAACUGAUGAACAGAACACUGAAGAUGGGUCGUUGUUGUCUUGUGCUUACGAAUGGAGGCUCAACCUCAAAACAGGGGAGGCUCGAGAGAGAUUUCUAACUGGAAAUCAAUUUUCCAUGGAUUUUCCCUUCAUAAACUCAGCCUUCACUGGUUUGAAAAACAAAUAUGGAUACGCUCAGGUUCUUGACUCUGUCGCUAGCUCUAACUCAGGGAUAUUUAAAUUUGGAGGCCUGGCGAAGCUACAUUUUGAAGAGCCUCAAAGCGGUGAAGUUUCAUUGCUAAAAGAUUCAGAAGAAGAGCCAAUAAAAGUGGAGUACCAUAUGCUUGAGAACAACUCCUUUUGCACCGGAGCUUCCUUUGUGCCCAGAGAAGAUAGUCUCCAAGAAGAUGAUGGUUGGAUUAUCGCCCAUGUUCAUAAUGAGAUCACCAAAACGUCUCAGGUAUAUAUAGUUGAUGCAAAAAGGUUCAGCGACGAGCCAGUAGCCAAAAUCACACUGCCACACAGAGUUCCCUAUGGAUUCCAUGGUGCUUUCAUGCCAAUCUCAUUCAACAAAUAAUGUAUUGGGCAAUAAGUUUCUAUUCAGAUAAACGGUAACCAUCUUGGUUAUGGUCCCUAUUUCUAUUGUUUAGGUGGAACUAGUAAUUUAUGUGAUUACCUCAGUUCGAGCAUAACUAGAUAGAUUAGGAUCGUGUUAGUUUAGUCCCUAUUUUAGUUGUUUAGGUGCCUGUAGCAACUUAUGUGAUCGUGUCAGUUCGAGCAUAAUUAGAUAUCAUAAUCAAACAUAAUAGCAAAG